Molecule: messenger RNA, 1419 nt
Organism: Hyphopichia burtonii NRRL Y-1933
Lineage: Eukaryota; Fungi; Ascomycota; Pichiomycetes; Serinales; Debaryomycetaceae
Exons: 1
Biological process (GO): transmembrane transport; monoatomic cation transport; intracellular calcium ion homeostasis
Cellular component (GO): membrane
Molecular function (GO): monoatomic cation transmembrane transporter activity
Source: RefSeq, a predicted model, not a curated record
UGUUCAUCGUUGAAGGCCAAAUGUAAUUACGAUUACUUUAAGAUUGUCAUUGGUUAUUACUGUAAUGAAAGCUAUCCAAACAUAGGAUUAAAAAUUGGUUAUAGUUUUGUUAUUUUAAAUGUUUUAGCAAUCUUGAUAAUUUUUCUAAGUGUUGUUGUAUCAAAUUAUUUGAUUGAUAAUAUAAAUCAUUUAACCAAACUUUUAGAGAUCAAUAACCAAAUACUAAGUUUAAUAAUAAUUCCUUUAACGAAUUGUUUACCAGAUUUGGUUAAUUAUAAUAUUGCAUUAAGAUCAAAUUCAAUUGAUUUAGUAAUUGGACAAUUGAUUGGAACUAAUUUGAUAACAUUCACCUUAAUAAUUGGAUUAAUUAGUUAUGUUAAACCAUUUAGUAUUGAAAAACAUAAAUUUAUAUUGUUCAACUUUGGAUGGGUAUUAAUAAUAAUGAUUUUUUUGAUAUAUAUUCUAUCUGAUUCCAAGAUUACUAAAACUGAAUGUUUUAUGAUGUCAGGGGUAUUCCUUGUUUAUAUAAGUUACUUAAUCUGGUAUGAUCAACGAUUAAUUGAUGAAUCAAUUGAAGAAGAGGAAAUUCUUUCAGUUAGUUCAUCGAAGAAUUCAAUUAACAUUGAAGAAACAAUGGCUUUGUUAAAUGAAGAAGAAGUUAGCUAUGAGGCAGCUUUAGAUGAGGAUGAUGACAAUGUGUCUGAUACUGCAAAAAAUGAACAUUCAAUUACUCAUUACAUUCAAUUUUUUUUCAAUUCAAUCGAUUUUUUAUUUUUUUUUGUCAUUCCUUCAAAUGGUCAUCAACAUAAUCAAGAAUAUAAAAAAACCAUAAGAAAAUUUCAUAUAUUCAAUAUAUGGUUAAUAAUUGAAUCAAUAAUAUUGAUUAAUCAUCAAUUUAUUAAUGAUUUAAGGAUUGGAAUAUUAAUUAUGAUUGCAAUUAUAAUACUCUAUGAAGUUAAUCAUCAUUUUAAUAUAACUCUGAAUAAAAUUGAUGAGCUAUGCAUCAAUUCGUUAGGCGUAAUGAACUCCUUAGUUAUAAUAUCGAAUACAUCCAGUGAAUUUUUAAAAAUAUUAAAAAACUAUGGAAUAAUUAUUCAGAUAUCAGAAUAUAGAUUAGGAUUAUUAAUUUUCUCCUUAGUUAACUCAAUUAAUGAUGUCAUAAUGAAUUUAUCAUUAUCAAUCAAUAUCAAUCCGAUAUUAGGAAUCAAUGCAUGUUUGGGAGCACCAUUAUUAAAUAUAUUAGUUGGAAUUGGAAUUAAUGGAUUAAGUACAUUAAUAAUCUAUCAAUCUAAAUCAUUAAAGUUUCAUUUAAGUAAUGAUUUAAUUAUAAGUACAAUGAUAUUAACCAUGAUGAUAGGGUUUUAUCUUAUUUAUAUCCCAUUGAAUAGUUGGAAAUUUGAUAAAAAAAUUGGAAUUAUU